AUGGUCUGCACAGACAAGUGGUCCACAGUCUCCCCUGCUCUUGUGGUAAUCACAUAUGGCAAAGAUCUACAACUGCGACUGGUGUCUGGAGGGGACCGAUGCGCUGGGAGGGUUGAAGUUUACCGUCAAGGCAAAUGGGGGACAGUCUGUGAUGAUCACUUCACUGUGAACAGUGGCAGUGUUGUAUGCAGACAACUUGAUUGUGGUCAAGUUGUUUCUGUCUUGGGAUGGUCUUACUUUGGCCCUGGCAGAGGAGACAUCCACCUGGAUGAUGUGCGGUGUAGAGGAACUGAAUCUUACCUUUGGGACUGUCAGCACGCCGGCUGGAACACACAUAACUGUGGACACCAUGAGGAUGUCAGCGUCAUCUGUUCAGCGGAUGCCUCUGCUCUGUCCCUGCGACUGGCAGACGGCGACGGCAGGUGCUCGGGCCGCGUCGAGCUCUAUCACAACGGCAGCUGGGGAACGGUCUGCGAUGACGCCUGGGAGCUGGCGGACGCCGAGGUGGUGUGCAGGAGGCUGGGGUGCGGAGAAGCUCUGCUGGCUGCGUCUGAAGCCCAGUUUGGUCCAGGCUCUGGGAACAUCCUCCUCGAUGAGGUGCAGUGCAGAGGGGAUGAAGACAACCUGUGGGAGUGCUCCCACAGAGGGAUCGCUGUCCACGACUGCCGACAUAAAGAGGAUGCCGGCGUCAUUUGCGCAGGUACGCUAGCACACAUGUCCCUGAGACUGGUGAACGGAGGGGACGUGUGCUCGGGACGCCUCGAAGUCUUUCACAACGGGAGCUGGGCAACUGUCUGCGAUGAUGGCUGGGACAUGAAGGAUGCCACAGUUGUGUGCAGGCAGCUGGGCUGCGGAAAUGCUGUCUCAGCCAAAAUUGAUGCCUUUUUUGGGGAAGGCAUGGGAGAUAUUCUCCUGGACAACGUGGUGUGCAGAGGGGAUGAGUCCUCCCUGGACCAGUGCUCUCACAGGGGGCUGGGCACGCAUGACUGCUACCACAAGGAAGACGCUGGUGUUAUCUGUGAAGGUACUCACCUCUUCCAUUUUAUUUCAUGUGAGCUAAGUUUGCUAAGCCAUGCACGCAAGCUGGUAUGGGUGAAAGAUGAGCUUGGCGCAAGGCUGGAGCCACUAUGGGAAUGGGGACCCUUGCCAUUGGCCAUGCCUGGAGAGAGGAGGCCGAUGAGAGGCAAGAAGGAUGGCCAGGGGCACCCUGGUCACAGGUGGGACCAGUCCCCACAGGCUCUGUACAUCCUGGGGACAUCUCGUCCUUCCAACAAGGGAUUCCUCAACCUAGGUCUGGGGGAAGCAGAGAGGAAAGAGUGGGGCUAUAGGCAUUUUCCUCCCGAGAGGACCACCCAUAGAUUUUGGCAGCCCAGCCUGGAAUCUGCUUUUGGGACAAAGACUAUUUGCCCAAGAGCGUCAAAGUAUUUGUAUCAGACUUGCAGUUUUAUAAACGUAUUUUCUUCUCUUUACAAAUUUGUACUCAUUUUCAAAGAUCUGAACAUAAAGUUUAUUGAGGCAAACGAAGAAAAUUCCUGCCAGCCGAGGAUGCAGAAGGAAAUUGUUUUGAUGGAGAUUCUGGCACUAGGUGAACGUGGUGUGUCUGAUCCUAGACAUCAGUGUAGGCUAGCAGACCACUGCAUCUUUGUGCACUCGGCUGUUUCUGUCCAAGAGAAAGUGCGUAAGGGACCCAACCUGUGGGAACUACUAUUCACCAGGCAAGAGGAUUGUCCAGUUCAGGUUCAGAGGUCCCAUAUACCCAAGAGUUUGCCUGCAGUGCAGAAUAUUAGCAUGCAACAGAUACAAUUAUCCUUUCCAACGCUACCCAGGCUAUAUGAGGAGAGGCAAAAGAAGCACAAGUGA
Molecule: messenger RNA, 1860 nt
Organism: Gavia stellata (red-throated loon)
Lineage: Eukaryota; Metazoa; Chordata; Aves; Gaviiformes; Gaviidae
Product: putative DMBT1-like protein
Exons: 5
Coding region: 1-1860 (619 amino acids)
Cellular component (GO): membrane
Source: RefSeq, a predicted model, not a curated record